Molecule: messenger RNA, 6485 nt
Organism: Rhipicephalus microplus (southern cattle tick)
Lineage: Eukaryota; Metazoa; Arthropoda; Arachnida; Ixodida; Ixodidae
Biological process (GO): protein desumoylation; proteolysis
Cellular component (GO): cytoplasm; nucleus
Molecular function (GO): SUMO-specific endopeptidase activity
Source: RefSeq, a predicted model, not a curated record
GAAACAAGACCGUCACGACUCUGGAGCGCCUCGGAGCUACGCUCCGUUUGUGGCGUUCGGUGUUUCUUUUCUUCGUAUUCUGCGAGGCUCGUAAGCGGGAGGAAGGCGCCUUCGAGCUUUGAAAAAAAGAAAGAAAGACGACGUCGCCCGCUUAGCUGCCGGUAUUUGCAUAAACCACUUGAUCGUUAGACACAACCCCGGUGUCUUGUUUGUGUUGUAUUUUGGCAUCAGUGGGUUAUCAUGACUGUUCCGUAGUGGUGAGCGAUCGUGGUUGGAAGUGGCACGAGAGUCGGCCGUGUGGAUAUUUUGCGCGUGUGGACCCGGCAACAGCUUUUAGCUGGGGGCGCCGAUUCGGGCCGCACAAGCCGCUGGAAACUUCGUCGCAAGAACCUCUGUGCAGUCCGGCCGAAGCCUUAGAGUAGCAGCAUGGUGCUUCGGAACAAGUUUGAGUCCCUAGAGAGGCAAUCUGUGUUGGGCUUUCUGCAUCGUCAUCGUGUGCGAAAUCUUUGGUGAGGGACGUCGGCUGACUGGCGUCGGCAGCUGCGGCGCCCCAUGGUGCCUGGUCCACCCAGCCAGGGGAGAUGGACACGAGCUGCUCCUCCCCGAGGCAGCAGCAACAGCACCACCACCCCCCGCCCCACCACCACCGCCCCACCGCAUCUGCGGUUGUCAUCAUCGACAGAUCACCUGCCCGCAGUACAACGACUCCCAGUGCAGUGUGCAGACUGACGCCUUCUCAGCAACAACAAAGGGUCACAGUGGUGGGCACGCAAGGCCAGGUGAGUGAUGCCAGCCUGUACGUUGUGUGCAGCCGCUGUGGCCAGAUCAGCCAUGACCUCAACAAGUGUGAUUUCUGCUCUCGCCAGAUCUCUGUCGCCGACAGGAGCAAGCCAAGAGUUUGUGGUCCGAAACGACGCCUCAACUUAGAUGGAGGAACGACGGCAAGCGGCGGCAGCGGAUCUGGUGCCGGCAGUCAGCAACUGCAGCCGACCGAAGCGAAGAUCACCAAGCGCACCUUCUAUGGCAACGACGUCAUAACGAGGCCGCUACUGCAGACCGCCAGCAGCAACAACGUGCUCACUGUGCGACAAGCGGUCCUGACGACCAACGGCCAGGCUCGGCCGCCGCUCCUUUCUGCAGUGGCCGCCAUGCCGCCGGCCAAGCCCAUGCGAAGCGUGCCUGUUGUCCGUAGAACAAAAAGAGAGCCUGAGUGCCUGACCAUCUCCAUAUCGUCUGACGAGGAGGCCGAUGCGGACACAGCCAGCGAGGAGUGCUACCAGAAGGUGUCCUCCUCCGAAACGCCCACCAAGGAGAACCACUCUGCCCCCCAGCCGGCUGCGGCUGACGUACAGUGCCUAGAGCGGGUGCAGGAGACGCCACCAGAAAGCCCACGCGGCGAUGGCCGAGGUGCAGUGGUGGUGGUCACGUCGACGCACUCGGAUGUGCCUCGAAGCUUUGGCGGGAGCAACUCCGCUGCACCAACGAAUUCGGAGAUGCGUUUCAGCUGUCGCAGCAUCCGCAUUGGUUCCUACAAGGCCGCACCGGGUGAACACUGGGUCACAGUCUCGAAUCGAGGCAUCAGUUUCACCAUCCAGACACCGAGAGAAGGCCAGGAAUUGACGCUGCGGCUGCUGGAGAGUGAUGUGAUACAAGUGCUAGGCAAUCUGUCACGCAACAUGGCCGUGCUCUUUGUGACCACAAGUCGUGACUACGCAGCUGCCGUGCGCACCAAGCUAGGCAUGAAUCGCAAGCAGGGCGCAUACUACGACCCCACAAGUACAGAAGAGAGACAGAAGUGGAUCACCUUCCUGCCUGAGCCAUCGUUCACAGAGGACCAGAAAUCCUUCCUGCGGCAGGUAUUUCCGGGCCCCCUCUUGCACGAAAUCAAACAGUUCCAGGCCAACGAUAUCCUAAUCAGGUCCUCGCCGGGACCUGGGCUGAUGCCUCAUGCAACAGCAUACGGUUCUUGUGCUGCGCAGAGAACGGGUGAAGUAGUGGCGACGUCGGCUGCUCCGUCGGCGGCCCAGCCACAGACCAGCUCGGCACCCACCGUCACGCACGUGGUGAUUCACAGCGUGCCCAACUCCACCGCCAUCGUGACGCGGACCACUCGUUCCUCUUCCGCGAGCUCCUCGGCAGUCGCUGCCGUGUCGAGCAGCAGUUCGGUGAUGGCCACUUGUGAACAGGGGUCAUCGCAAGAAGAGAGUUCAUCGGGACCGAACAUAAAGCUGCUGGUGUACCCCGCGCCACCAAAGACAGGUGGCAUCCCAGUCCACAGUGCUGACCUGCGUUGCCUGCGAGAAGGCCAGUUCCUCAAUGAUGUUAUAAUCGACUUCUACCUCAAGUACCUGCUGCUGGAGCGGUCGAGCGAGGAAGUGCGGCAGCGGACGCACAUCUUCAGCUCAUUCUUCUACCCACGCCUGACGCAGCGGCUAAACCCUCGUGCACCGGGUCAGCAGGGCCUUACGCCCGCAGCACGACGGCAUCGCAAUGUGCGGACGUGGACGCGGCACGUCGACAUCUUUGCCAAGGACUUCAUAGUGGUGCCCAUCAACCAGAAUGCCCACUGGUUUUUGGCGGUGCUGUGCUUUCCAGGGCUGGUGGCAAACGUUUGCCCGCCACAAGAAGUGGCGGCCAACUACGAUGAUCACACGCCCCUGGCGGACAACCAGAGUCCUGCAGCGAGCCCAAAAGCGCCCGAUGGUGUCAUCGACGAAGGAGAAAGUGUGCUGGAGUCUGACCCGGAUGACGGCACUGAGCUGGAGGAGACGGGGAGUCCACUGGCAAAAGGCGCAGCUGAAGCACCAACGGAAAGGCCGUACAUCCUAAUCCUGGACUCUCUUCGCGGAGGCCUGUGUGGUAGGGCCCGCAUCAUAACAACACUUCGAGAGUACCUGACCGAGGAGUGGAAGGCCAAGAAGCGUACCCAGCUGAACUUCUCCCACAACAACAUGUGCGGCUACGCCCCGCGCACACCACAACAGGGCAACUACAGCGACUGUGGCAUCUACCUGCUGCAGUACGUCGAGAGCUUCCUUGAGAAACCGCCUGGUGUUGGUGACCGGAUGUGGCUAGAGCUGGAGAACUGGUUUCCGGAAGAUCGGGUUGCUCAGAAGCGUGCGGCCAUCCGCGACCUCAUCCUCGACCUGCACUUGCAGCAGAACCCAGGAAGUGACUUCCCCAAACGCUGGCGAGAGGAGGAAGAGGAGGAAGAAGCAGCAGCUCUCCGGGUGGAAGAGCCAGUGUCCACCACUGUUCUUGUGACGCCCGCCACGAGUACGCUCAUUCUUGUUUGCCCCGGGAACAGCAGCAGCCAACCCAGCUGAGGUUGCACGGGGCGGUGCUAGAGUUGGCUAGGGAAGACGACACUGUUGCCAAGGCCAGAUGCAGCACUUCCUCAAGGCAUUGGUUCUUUUUUCGAACGGUGUCAGCCAGGUCGUUUUGUUGCGGCAGGCCUUCAGCCAACUUCCUCGAGCGUGCCGCCACUGAAGACACGAGUGUUGCUGGGGCACUGUGGAGCCUCAAGCUGCAGAGUGGCUGCUGCCUCACUGUUGAGUGGUUGUUGUGUGAGGUUGAGCAUGAAAAAAAGCCUCGCCCAUGGCUAGUCGCUGUGAUCAAAUGCGGCAGGUUACCGGCACAGAGGUCAUUUGUCGAUGCAUCAUUAAUGUAGGCGUUGCAUUCCUGGCAGUUGCAGUGGCAAAUCACCUGGAUGAGUACUGUGCUUGCAAAAAAUCGCCAGAAGAACUCUGAAACUGUUGUGUUAUAUAAGCCUUGGUGGCGGUGUAGUGGGAGAUUUCGGGUGGUUUGUCUCACACGCCAACACGUGUUAUGCACAAAUAAACAGCACGCCGAGAGUGGGAGGUGUCCUUAGAUGUUACAAAAGUAUGUUUAUUUGUUGUAAAAGAUGAGCUUGCAGACUUGUUUCCACACUGGCAUUACGGAAAGCAUUUUGUAUUGGGGAGUGUCUCUUGGCAGCUGAUGACACAAUGGUCUUGGUUCUGUUGGAAACUCUGUCCUGUCAUCACCUCGUGAUGCACUCACAGUGUCUGUGCUUGGGGAGCUUCAGUGGACUGCCCCAUUCGAUUCUCCUGCAAUGGCAAACAAGUGGUCUGGAGUCUCCCACCUUGUCUUAAGGCUCAGUGAGGCUGCCUUCCUUAAAGGUGAAGCAAAGUGCCUCAGCAUGGUCUUGCACGUGUCGUCUGCUACCAACAUCUGGCGAGCAGCACUGUCUGCAGCGAAUUAUCUUUUGUCUCGUGUCACACACUGUUAUGGUGCAGGAGCACUGUAGAGUGAAGCCGUGCGUUGAGGGGUGACCGCUGUGCCUUGCUGGCCACCACGCCUUGAUCAACGGUGUGUGAGUCUUGGCUGUUCAGAGAACACUGGUAAACAGCUGGCAGCAACUUUGAGUUGCUGCAACGUAAUAGUCAAGUGGGCCUUCCGUGCCAUGUAUACAUGUGGUUCGCGGAAGGCCUUGCUCUGCUAUAUACUCUGUAAAUGCAUUUCUGGCUUUCGUAUGUUUCUUGACUUGCUUUUUUUUUUGUGAUAACCUCUUUUUAUGCUGUCCCUACUUUUUAGAGGCUUUUUUUUUUUUGCACUUCUCAUGGUCAGGGUCAAGUAUUCUUCAUCUGCAUUAUUGCUUUCGUACUUUUAAGGAAAGAAGGAAGGAUCAAUAGUUUGUUUCAGGGAAAGGUGAACCAUUGCUUUACCUAAGGUCAUCGCGUGUAGGAAGGAAUGACCAGCGAUUCGGCACUAAGUGAUGUUUCUGAAUAAUCUACUGUGUGUGUAAUCAAAAGGCAUUUCAUGGGAGAUGUCUAACUGCGCAGUUUGCACCAUCUGCUGAAGUGUCUAGUGCACCUGCUUUCAUUUUUUUUUUUUUUUCUUGACCUUUCAUCACUUUGACAGUCUAGGGACAUGCGUGAAAAAAAAUUGCCGAGCCUGCAUGGCGCGACUAUUUCACAGGAGUGAGCACGUCUCAACCUAUGCAAAUAAGGUUCUCUCUACUAUAGUUAGACUCUAGGCACAGCAUUUUUGUGCUGGCCAUAACCUGUUCCUUCUGGUCAGCGCCCUGCAGGCUGACAUAAACAAAAGAAAAGCUACUGAUGUCACAGUCUACUUGCAUUAUUUUGUUUGCCCAGUAUCAAAGUAAUGUGACUCUAUAAUUGAGGGGUUAAUGUGUUUUUCGUGUUAAACUGUUUCGUUUUGUUCAUUCUUGCGUUGUACAUAGGCUGCUAAACUUUAUUUUGUGUGUUCCCCACUGGAGGCCAUGCCAGGUUAGUGCAAGUUCCUUUACAGUGCCGUGUUAUGGAUUAGGUGUGGCAGUGUCCACGUGCCACCCGCGGGCACGCAGUGCUUUUUUUUUUUUUUGUGCGUGUAUAUCUUUUAGGACUACCUGAGACGGUAGUGCAUACACCGUUGAGCCUUCUGCAUUUGGUGUGCUGUUUAUCUUGUUGUGACCAUCCAUUGUUGUUUUUUUCUUUGUUUUUUCAAAGCCUAGUUAAGCCAAAGUUGUUUUGCUCCUUUGAACAAUGAGCAGUGCACCUUAACUGCACUGACGAUUUCCACCACGAUACAUGCCACAAUAUUUCGGGUUUGCAGGGGAUGCUGUGAGACCUUCGCACAUACACGCUUACAGUGACAUCUUUCGAAUGAAUGUUCAUUAAUUGUCCUAGAAGCUCUAAUUAGCCUUAAGUAGCCAACAUGAGCGAGCCUAGGUUGGAAUUGACUCGGUGUUCAGUCCCUGCGAAGAGGACUCUGUUCAGCCACCCCACACGUACGACAUUCCGUUCACUGCUAGGUCGUUCUGCUAGCUAUUUUUGCACUGCACCUACUGUUUUACCUUGGGCAUACAAGGCUUUGGGCAGAAAUAUGUGCUUUCCGUGCUUGUGUCUGUCAACACUGUGUGCAACAUGCUGCCAGUGCAGCCAGCACUCGCAGAGCCCAGUGUUGCAAGUCCUCUGGCUGGAUGCCACGAUCUCUGCCAACACUGCCACUAAGUCAGCACUGCAUGCCUGGUUUCCUUGUGGUGCAUUUGUAUGCGUGCGUGUGUGUGCAUUCGUGAGAAGGAUUUCUUCCGCCGGUUCGUCCGCCUUUCUUUUGCCGUCAUCGGUGGAACUGCGUCGCAGGAUGCUCACAGCGAUGUGAACUGUGUGGCUAGUGUGUGCGAGACGUUUCGUCGUGCCGUUGUGAGCGUGCCCUGCGAUCCAACCCUUGUGCCCUCACUACACCCGUUUCAUAUACCCCUUUCUCACCCCAGCCCUGCCUUGAACUUGUAUUUAAUGAUUUGUACAUAAAACCUUGCAGUGACGUCUGGACAGACGGGGCCAGGUGCAGGAGUCAGAAACUGUUUUUACCGAACCCCUGUUUAUACGUCGCUGAUAAAGCAGCUUUGUUGCUUGAAGUCGUGGGAGGAGGUCGUUUGUUGUGUUCGCCAUUCGAGUUAAGACUUACUCGAUGACGUGAAUAAACGCUUAUAUAUCGCAACAGCA